Molecule: messenger RNA, 1317 nt
Organism: Coniophora puteana RWD-64-598 SS2
Lineage: Eukaryota; Fungi; Basidiomycota; Agaricomycetes; Boletales; Coniophoraceae
Product: PLP-dependent transferase
Exons: 9
Coding region: 1-1317 (438 amino acids)
Biological process (GO): biosynthetic process
Cellular component (GO): cytoplasm; mitochondrion
Molecular function (GO): L-kynurenine:2-oxoglutarate transaminase activity; pyridoxal phosphate binding
Source: RefSeq, a predicted model, not a curated record
AUGGCUACAGCGACUUCCUCUACCGCCCUCAACGGCCAUUCCAAGCUCGAUCGCUCCAACCUCAUCCCCUUCUCCUCUCGCCUCAAGGAGGGCAGAGCGCUCGCUCAGGAUGUCUGGUCCAUCUACAAUGCUGCCAACCUCCCCGCCGACUGCAUUAACCUUGGACAAGGUUACAUGAACUUCCCCCCGCCUCAGUGGGUCAAAGAUGCCGCAGAGGAAGCCCUCGCGUCUACUAUUGCCAACCAUUACUCGCACCCCAAGGGCCGUAUACGCCUCCGUGAGGCUAUCAGGAACUUCUACAGCCCGUCCUUCAACCGGACUCUGGAUGUCGAGUCAGAGAUCAUCGUGACCAGUGGUGCCAACGAAGGCCAGUAUUCCGUCUUCGCUGCCUUCCUCGAGGCCGGCGACGAAGUCAUCAUGUUUGAGCCUUUCUUCGAUCAGUAUCUUCCUUCCGUGACCUUCAACGGUGGAAAACCCGUGUACGUUCCCCUUCAUCCCGUCACGGACGGAUCAGAUCCCAGAAGCAACAACUGGAAGAUUGAUUUCGAUGAACUUCGGCGGGCGAUUACUCCCAAAGCUAAGAUGAUCAUUGUCAACACCCCCCAUAACCCUGUGGGCAAGGUCUUCACUCGGGACGAAUUGGAAAAAAUCGCUGCUCUCGCCGAAGAGUUCAAUCUUCUUGUGAUGGCAGAUGAGGUGUACGACUGUCUCGUGUUUGACGACAAGGAGCAUGUCCGGAUAGCAACUCUUCCCGGCAUGUGGGACCGUACCGUCACAGUUUUGUCUGCAGGAAAGGCAUUCGCUGCUACGGGCUGGCGUGUUGGUUGGCUCAUUGCCCCGGAAUCCAUCAUCAAGCCCACUUUAGCUGCCUGCACCCGGAUCGUCUUCUGCACCAACUCUCCGCUCCAAGAAGCGGCGGCGGCUGGGCUUGAGCAGGCUACGGAACGUGGCUUUUUUAAGCAACAACUCAAGGAGUACCAGGACAGGCGUGAUGUCCUGUUGGACGCAUUCACCAAUCUUGGCUUGAAGUACAGUCACCCAGAAGGCAGCUACUUCGUCCUUGUUGACAUAUCGAAAGUCGAUAUCCCCGAUGACUUUCCCUUCCCUGAGUCCGUCCAAGGCCGGGGCAGAGACUUCAAAGCGUGCUGGUUCAUUGCCAUGGAGCUCGGCGUGUCCUCUAUCCCAGUCAGCGAGUUUUACUGCCAGGAGCACUGUAGCAUUGGCGAGAGUUUUGCUCGGUUUGCCUUCUGUAAAGACAUCGAUACUCUCAGGCAUGCCAGCGAGCGUUUGCAGGGGCUUUCGAAGUAUAUCAAGUAA